GUUGGGUGCAGGGCCAUCACCUGCAUCGUUCCAAGCGCAGCUCAAUCUUGCUCACUGGUCCGGCGUCUCCAUGGAUAGGCUCAUCGCCUGCCUCCUUGGCGUCCUGUUGAUCGCUUCAGUUGGAAGCCAUGCAGCUCGGGCUCCAGAGCAAUACUGGAAAUCAGCUCUUCCCGACACUCCCAUGCCAAGCUCGCUCUCUCAGCUCCUCAGUAGCACUCCAGGCGGAGACACGUCGGUGAACGUCGGCUGGGGAGGCAUCCAUGUCGACGCGGGCCACGGCAAGCCCGGCGGGACAACCGUUGAUGUCGGCAAGGGUGGCGUCGGUGUAAACGUGAAGCCUGGCUACGGUAAGCCCGGCGGCACCACGGUCGACGUCGGCAAAGGCGGUGUGGGUGUCAACGUGAAGCCUGGCUACGGCAAGCCCGGCGGCACCACGGUCGACGUCGGGAAGGGCGGCGUGGGUGUCAACGUGAAGCCUGGCUAUGGCAAGCCUGGCGGCACCAGCGUCGGCGUCGGGAAAGGAGGGGUGGGCGUGAACGUGCAGCCUGGCUAUGGCAAGCCCGGCGGCACCAGUGUUGGCGUCGGGAAAGGAGGAGUGGGCGUGAACGUGCAGCCUGGGUAUGGUAAGCCCGGCGGCACAACGGUCGGCGUCGGGAAGGGCGGUGUGGGCGUGAACGUGAAGCCAGGCUACGGCAAACCCGGCGGCACCACCGUCGGCGUCGGGAAGGGCGGUGUCGGCGUCAACGUGAAGCCCCGCGGCAAGCCUGUGCACGUCAGCGUCGCGCCUUUCAUCUACAACUACGCCGCAACGGAGACGCAGCCGCACGACGACCCCAACGUGGCGCUCUUCUUCUUGGAGAAGGACCUCCACCCCGGGAAGACGAUGACCGUCCAUUUCACGCCCACCACGGCCGGAGCGAAGUUCCUUCCCCAGAGCGAGGCCGACACCAUGCCGUUCUCCUCCGAGAAGGUCUCGGAGAUCCUUAGCCGGUUCUCCGUGAACCCGGGCUCCGUCGAGGCGGCGGAGAUGGCGCGGACGCUGCGCGACUGCGAGGCUCCGGCGGCUAAGGGGGAGAAGAAGGCGUGCGCCACGUCGCUCGAGUCCAUGGUCGACUUCGCCACGUCGAGCCUCGGGACUAGCCACGUGAGGGCCGUGUCGACCGUGGUCGGGAAGGAGGGAUCGCCGGAGCAGGAGUACACCAUGACGGCGGUGAAGCGCGCGGCUGCCGGCGGCGACACUCUCGUCGCCUGCCACGCGGAGCCGUACGCGUACGCCGUGUUCGCGUGCCACCGGACGCAGGCGACGAGGGCGUACACGGUGUCGAUGGCCGGCAGGGACGGCACGACCGUAGAGACCGUCGCGGUGUGCCACGCCGACACGGCCGGGUGGAACCCGAAGCACAUCGCGUUCCAGGUGCUCAAGGUGAAGCCUGGCACGGUGCCGGUUUGCCACUUCUUGCCGCAGGACCACGUUGUCUGGACCCGCAGCGACUAGCUGAGUAGAUCAGCUGCCAUGCCCAAUCGACCAUACAUGCAUACAUGAUGAUCCUGGUGCCUGGGUUGAUCAUGUUUUAAUUUAGUCUACAUGCAGAUGCUACUGUAUGGUCUCUUACUAUAUAUAUUGCAUAUUUGCACGCAUGCAAUUCAGUACUUGUUAUUUGGAUCUGGAUGGUGCUGCCAGCAUCGCCCACCUGCUAGAUGAUACUGGUGGGCUAGAUGUUUAAUGUAUGGCUAGAUGUUUAAUGUAUAGUUUAGUGUGGGAUGCAAUAAACAGACUGGUAUUUACUUCUC
Molecule: messenger RNA, 1791 nt
Organism: Oryza brachyantha (malo sina)
Lineage: Eukaryota; Viridiplantae; Streptophyta; Magnoliopsida; Poales; Poaceae
Product: BURP domain-containing protein 3
Exons: 3
Coding region: 71-1495 (474 amino acids)
Source: RefSeq, a predicted model, not a curated record